AUGAAUCCCUUUAAGGAGAUCCUGCCUAGAGUAAGGAAGAUUCUUUCAACUGCUACAACUUCUGAUGACCACACAUUGCUUAACCUCAUGCUGAAAGAAGAUGUGAUAUCCAAGGAGUACCAUCAAGCCUUGCUCCAUGAAAAAGAAGAGGACCUUGCAAGGAAGAUAUCUUUGACAUUUGUGGAAAAGUGGGACCUGUACUUCAAAACUUUGGUUCCUCCUUGUUUAAACCUCUAUGGCAGUAAGCCUCAAAGCAUGACAGAUAACGAGCCAACAGGAAGCAAUUACAUUUCUGACAGCAAGAGACAAAUAAUGGAUUCAUUUAUGUCUGAAAAUGGCUAUCUUGAUUUGCUGCACAGUGAUUUUGAUCCAUUGCAUCUGUAUACUGUCCUUGAUCCUAAGUCAUCUGGAAAUGAAGAAGGUGACUUCUCUGCAGAUCCUGGAAUUGAUGCCAGCAACUAUGAUCAGCUCAAUAAUAUGGAUUUCCUUUGUACGAUGGAAAAUGGUGAAAAUGGGGAUGAAUUGUAUCUCUGUUCCAACACAAUAGAAGCGUAUGCUAGAAUAGCUGAAUUAGCAGAAUAUGUGCUCAAAGAUCAGCAGGAGAAGCAGGUGGAAGACACUUUUGCAGGGAACCUUAUUUUGGAUGACAUAGCUGCAGAAAACACAGAGAAAUAUGCUGACAUAAAGAUGCAGAAAUGUCACAAACGAACCUUGUUAGACUCCACAGAGAGUUGUUCUGGUGCUUCAGAACCCAAAUACAAGAAAAUUGAAUCUUCAGCACCUUUGAUUCCUGAGUGUCUACCUGUCAGCAUGAAAGGAAACCAAGAGAAUACAGGCUUUGCAGAUCCUCCUCAGCAGAUACUCAACUUUGUUCUUGGAAAUGGCACAUCUGAUGUUAUAAUAUAUCCAGUGCUGACUUCUUCCACGGAAACAUUGAUAUCCCCAAGCUUUCCAGUUAAUUUCUGUGGUUUAGAAAUGUUGAAAGAAGUCCGAGUUCCCAUAUUUCCUUCUGAAGAACCUUUCAAAAGACCAAAGCCAGUGGAAGCUUUCUGUACAUCACUUAUGGAUUAUUUCCAAGAUGUGUGCAAAUCUGUGGCCAUGGAGCGUGAAGUAACUCUUGAUCACCUGUUUAUUGAUGGAACACUUGUUCAAAUCCAAACUGAAACCAGGACUGGGAAGAAUAGCUUAAAAGCAAUGGAAAAGGAGCUGGUAACUUGCAGUCUGCAAGGGAAGGAAAAGGCAGCUCUUAAAAAAAGCCAAAUAUUUAAAAUCCCAGGAGGUAAAAACUUAGAGACUAAAGUGAUCAUGGUGUUGGGAAAAGCAGGAAUGGGCAAAAGCAUUCUUGUUCAAAAGAUCUGCCAGGAUUGGUCCAAUGGAGAGUUUUCUCAAUUUGAAUUUGUAUUUUGGUUUGACUGCAAACAAAUAAGUUUGCCUGAGAAGCCAUACAGCCUGAAGGAUCUGCUUCUUGGAUUUUUUGUAAAACCUCAAGAGGGAAUCAACGAGAUCUUUGAGUAUAUAUUGCAAAAUCCGGCUAAAGUCCUUCUGAUUUUUGAUGGUUUUGAAGGGUUGCAUGAUCAUGAGAAUUUUCCUCGUUGCUUGGCCAGCCAGCCAGAGAAAGACUUGUGCAGUAUAAAGGAGCUGCUUUCAGGACUCAUCCAGAAAAAGAUACUCAGUGGUUGUACUUUAUUACUUACAGCAAGACCAAAAGACAAGGUGUGCCAGUAUGUGUCCAAAGUGGAUAAGACUAUUGAAAUAGUAGGAUUUUCCCCUCAGCAGAGAGAAUUGUAUAUAACCAAAUACUUCGAAGGGUUACCCUACUGUGAUAAUGCACUGAAAUUAAUCAAAGAGUGUGAGUACUUGUUCAGUCAUUGUUACAGCCCUGUUAUGUGUCGAUUCGUUUGUUUUCUCUGUGAGGCAGUACUUGAAAUGGGAGGCAAAAGCCUUCCUUCAACUCUUACUACCGUCUUCCUGAAAUUUGUUCAGCAAAAGAUACCUUUGCAAACAGAUGUUACAGCCAUGCAAGAUCAAGAGAGUCUUGCUACACUAGCCCGUAUAGCCUGGUAUCUUGGAGAAAAGCACCAAAGUGCCAUGAAAAGCGAUCUUCUUCCUUCUAAGGAAGUUAAAGAGUUUGCUCUGAAAUACAGAUUUUUCCUGCCAUUCGCAUUCCCCAGACAUUCAGAUAGUGGCGAACAGGAGUUUGGGAGCACAUUCUCUGAUUUUGUCAUUCAGAAUUUCUUGGGUGCACUUCACCUUACGUUAGCAGAAGAGAUAAAGGAUAAAAGUCUAACAAAAUACCUGUCUUUUCCAUCCAAGAAGAAAAAACCUUAUAACUGGUUAGAUUUAGUGCCUCGAUUUUUGGCUGGAUUGUUGUUCCUUCAGGAUGACCCCUUCUUCUGCUCCCUUUCAAAUAAGGAUGUGAAACAGUCAACCAAGAAGCAGAAAACACUCUCGAAAUCUAUUAGAAGGCUGCAGAUAAAUGAGCUCUGUCCGGAGAGGUUACUCGAGAUUUUACAUUGUAUUUAUGAAACACAAAGCGAUUAUCUUUUGCAGCAUGUGGCCUUAAGGCUCAAGCCAGACCUGUCUUUUCUGGGUGUAGUUCUUGCGCCACCUGAUGUCCAUGUACUGCACUCUAUUUUAAAAAGGUCAAGAAAAGAGUUUUCCUUGGAUUUGCGAAACAGCAGCAUUGACUUGCAAGGGCUAAAAGACUUGGUUGGCCUAAAGAAUGUGGCGUCAUUCAGGGCCUCUCUCAGUGAUACAGUCAGGCUCUGGAAAUCUUUAGAACAGACAAAAGACUACGAACUACUGAGAGCAUCAACAGAGAAAUUUGUUCUUGAUCCCUUUAAGGCAAAGACAAUGAAGGACAUCAGUGACCUUUCAGAUCUUGUAGAGAUGCAGAAGAAGAUGAUCAGUUGUGUGCAAGAUGUAUCUGGUUGCAGCAGCUAUGAAAUUCCUGCCAUCAAAAACCUCAGAAAACUAGAAUUUGCGCUGGGUCCAGUGUGUGGCCUUCAGGGAUUCCUAAAACUUGUGGAAAUUCUUGCAGCAUUUCCAUCACUUCAGCAUUUAGACCUUGAUGCUCUGAGUGAAAAUGGCAUAGGAGAUGAAGGAGCAAAGAGUCUAUCUGAAGUCUUUCCAACCCUGACAUCACUGGAAACAUUAAACUUAUCACAGAAUAAGAUAACAGAUGUGGGUACGGAGAAACUAGCUACAGCUCUUCCUUCCUUGUCUUCAUUAAAGACACUAAGCUUAUACAAUAAUAGCAUUUGUGAUUUUGGAGCAGAAAAUCUUGCGAAAGUUCUUCCUGCAAUGGCAUCUUUAAGAGUACUAGAUGUUCAGUAUAACAAAAUAACUGGUGUUGGAGCACAGCAGCUGACUGACAGCCUACGAAAAUGUCCCCAUAUCAAGAACUUAGUGAUGUGGAAUCCCACCAUUCCCUAUGGAGUUCUCGAACACCUUCAGCAGCUGGACUCUAGGAUCAGCGUGUAGAUUCAGAUGAUCCUAUGAAGGUAACAUAAAGAAGAGGGGAAGGUGUCCUCUGUAUUUUCCUAUCUUCUUGCUGCUUUAUGAAUUGAUAGCUGACUUUCAUGAUAGUGGCCAAAUGAAAAGAAGUCACAUUUAAGCUUCUGAGUGACGCUUGAAGUGGGUGAAUGUUGGAGUUCAGAUUUUUUCAAUGUCAUUUAAAAUGCUAUUCAAAGACCCAGUUGUGUUUCUACUGAAGUGAUGAAGAGUUGAGCAACAUCAAGUUUCAAAGAUGAAAAGAGCAUCUGAAUAUUGUGAUCACCUUUAAAGGUGUCCAGGAAUCACCAGGAUAUUGACAGUAUAAAACUCCAUCGAUUCAUCAGAGAGUAGACUGCAAGCUGCUGAAUCUGCAACAUCUGAAGUAGUGACAGAUCAAAUCUGUUUCAUGGUGCCAGUGGUAACUGCAAUCAAAUUUGGUUUGAUGAUUUUUGGACUUCCAAAGCUCAGUGUUACAGAUUUCACCUGUCUGGACUGAUUUGAAGCAUUAGGAUAAAUAAGAAUUAUCAGUCUUAGAAAACAGUCUGAUAUUGUAAGAUUAUCCACAAGAAUCUAGAAGUGGCUCUUGAUGCUAAUCACCAAUGCUGUCUUAAGGGAUAGAAAGAUACUUUCUAUCACUCUCUUGUUACAGAAUCCUUCAAAAAUACUGGGGGUCAAAAAAAAAAAAAAAAAAGAGAGAAGGAAGGAAUUAAAGCCAGAAAACUAUUAAACUAUUAAGAAUUUUUGUGACAUUAUCACAGAAAACCAAAUGCAUACAAACAGCUUCAGUUUAUUGCACAAAAAUCCUCAAAGUGACAAUCUUCAAAGGUUUUUACUCUGUCUCAAAUGCAAACUUUAAAUUCAUAUACCUGGAUUGGGAAUUCAUUUUUCAACUUGCAGGUGGUAGCAUAAAUGUACAAGCAUCGAUUUCCUACUUGACACUGAAAUCACUGUGUGUGGUUUAUGUGGCCUUCUUUUACAGAGCUAUGAAUAACUAGGCAAUGACAGACAAGAACAUAUUUCAAAGCAUUAUUAUGUGUCUGUGCUGCUGGUCUCAGUGAUGUGUGGGCCAAAUGCUGGUCCUGCUGACUGCAAUAGCAAACCAAUUGUCUCCUUUUUUCUUUUAUUUCAGCUCUAUGAACAUGGAGAGAAUUUAUAAUCCUACAGAGACAGUUGUUAGGACUAGCAUUCUGGCUCCCUGUCCAAAUAGAGGAAAACAAAAAGGGAUGGAAAAAACUAGGGAUAUUUGGUAUGCCACAAAUUGGGAAGGGAGGUCUCUACUUCACAGCUAGCUCACCAACCUCCUUGAAAUUUCUUCUGCUAGGAAGCACUGACAAUACUGACCCAAUGAUCUAUGCAAACUAGAAUCUCUCAACUAACCUCUCAGAUACUCUCUUACUUGGUUUUAAAAGGUCCCCAAUUUAAACAGUUCAAGACUACUAUCUUUAUGUUCUUCCCAGCAAAUUAUACUUCUCUGCUAAAAUUUCAGUGCCUGCUGAAACUUGACAGGAGAGAUAGAGGAUGGACAGAUUAAAGAUGGAAAGAAGGAAGGUCUGUUUUGUUGUUUCUGUUAAUCAAAGGAGAGCAGGGAACCAGACGCAGUAUGUGAAGGAAAUGGUACAAGAGAGCAAGGUGGAAGAACUCUAUGGAGAAUGAGAUUGUAACUAGAAAGUGGUAUUUUUCUUAACUAUCUGUAUGGUUCUUUUCUCUAGCAAAAUUCUAGCCGGAGUCAUGGAGAAAGUCUCAUUUACAGUCCCCUCUUUCAGCUACUUGAAUCCAAGGUAGUUUGAACCAAAUCUUGUGUGAAUGUUCCCAUCAGCCUGCAGCAGUUCAGGCUGUGCAGAUCUAUGGUGAGCCCUUGCCUUGGCUUCCUUUAACUAAAUUUUGGAUGACAAAUGCCCCUUUAGGGAUAUAUUCUGCAGCUACACUUCACUGUGACUGAAUCUGAGAAUGUGCUAAAUAUUACACAGGCAGCUGAAUGUUAUAGAACCCUGUCUGGACUGAUAAAAACACAUUUGGUAUACUGCUGUUCUCUUUCUAUGAGUUAGUAAGAGAUGUAUGUUUAUAAUGUACAGAUCGUAAAUUGUGAUACAGUGUUUUGAUUGCCUUUAUACAUCUUUCUUAAAGUAUUAAUAAAAGUGAGUAUUCAUUUUUACAGUAGCUUGUAGUACCGGUUGAAAAUUAUUUUUUCCCUUGGAAACACUAUGAAACCCCUGCUGGCUUCUGAACAUAAUGGCAUGCUCAGGGAUUCGUAUUGUAGGUUAACAGACAGCACUGUGCAGGAGGGAGACAGGUUGGUCCUGCUGGCACUUACCAGUUCAGUGGUCUGGAAAUAGAGAAAUAAUUCUUUCUUAACAGGCAAUGGAAUCUUGAAACGUCAACAGACUGUAAAUCCAGAAUUAGAACAUAUGAAAAUGCUGACUGAAGUCACCUGUCAAUAACAGCAAAAUGGGUUUUUUCAUCCUUUCAGACUUUUUGCAGUUUUAAAGUUCUAAAAUAAUAAAGGUUCAAAGUCUGGAUAUUCUUAUGGCACAAAGCUCAUCCAAAAUGCUUUUGUCAAAUGAGAGUCUUGUGUACGGAGGACUGAAUUCACUGGCUGCCUUAAAAAACUUGUUCUGAUCAAAUCUGUGUUCUAAAAAUCUUUCAGGAUGAGAUAAAUGCUACUCUCUUUAUGCCCAUGCUCUUUUUGUUGUCAAAGAAGCUUUGUUAAAAUGCUAAAGUUUGUGUUAUGAUGGUAGUCAGAUCCUAUAAUCUUGACUACUC
Molecule: messenger RNA, 6255 nt
Organism: Tyto alba (common barn owl)
Lineage: Eukaryota; Metazoa; Chordata; Aves; Strigiformes; Tytonidae
Gene: CIITA
Product: class II major histocompatibility complex transactivator
Biological process (GO): positive regulation of MHC class I biosynthetic process; positive regulation of transcription by RNA polymerase II; inflammatory response
Molecular function (GO): protein binding; ATP binding
Source: RefSeq, a predicted model, not a curated record